ACUGUAUAAAUUUUCGUACGCUUCCCUCCCCCUCUCUUCACUUUCAAAUUCACGAAAGAAAAAAAUGGCGGGUCGUGGAAAAACUCUCGGAUCUGGUGUUGCUAAGAAGGCGACGUCUCGGAGCAGCAAGGCCGGUCUCCAGUUCCCCGUCGGUCGUAUCGCCCGGUUCUUGAAAAACGGCAAGUACGCCGAACGUGUCGGAGCCGGAGCUCCGGUUUACUUGGCCGCCGUACUCGAAUACCUCGCAGCAGAGGUUCUUGAAUUGGCUGGAAACGCGGCGAGGGACAACAAGAAGACGAGAAUCGUGCCGCGUCAUAUUCAGUUGGCGGUGAGGAACGACGAGGAGCUGAGUAAGCUGCUUGGUGACGUGACGAUUGCUAACGGAGGUGUGAUGCCGAACAUUCACAAUCUUCUUCUUCCUAAGAAGGCUGGUGGUGGUGCUUCCAAACCUUCCGGUGAUGAUGACGAAUAGAUCUCAGUUUCAGUUUCUGUAAUGUGUAGAUUUAGAUUAGUCUCUUUGUUUUCGUCCUCUUGUUGUAGAUUAGUUAUAUCGCCUUUGUUUUGUAAACGUUUUUGCAGCGUGUUUCUGUUGUACUGUUGGAUUAAAUCUGUUUGGUCUUAAAAAAGCGAUCUUGAACUCA
Molecule: messenger RNA, 641 nt
Organism: Raphanus sativus (radish)
Lineage: Eukaryota; Viridiplantae; Streptophyta; Magnoliopsida; Brassicales; Brassicaceae
Product: probable histone H2A.2
Exons: 2
Coding region: 65-472 (135 amino acids)
Cellular component (GO): nucleosome
Molecular function (GO): structural constituent of chromatin; DNA binding; protein heterodimerization activity
Source: RefSeq, a predicted model, not a curated record